This is a messenger RNA of Abrus precatorius (Indian licorice), 330 nucleotides long. RefSeq names its product flowering-promoting factor 1-like. The record is from RefSeq and is a predicted model, not a curated record. Bases 1 to 330 code for a protein of 109 amino acids. The transcript has a single exon. Gene Ontology annotation, biological process: vegetative to reproductive phase transition of meristem; regulation of flower development. NCBI's taxonomy places the organism in Eukaryota, Viridiplantae, Streptophyta, Magnoliopsida, Fabales, Fabaceae.
AUGUCCGGGGUUUGGGUAUUCAAUAAUAAUGGUGGGUUUCGGUUAGUGGAAAACCCUCAAGGUGAGGGGAAAGCAUGUAGUUUAAAGAAAAAGGUGUUGGUUCACUUGCCAAGUGGGGAAGUGGUUUCUUCCUAUAGUUCUUUGGAGCAAAUCUUGACUAGUUUAGGGUGGGAGAGGUACUAUGGGACUGAUCCACAACUCUACCAAUUCCACAAGCAUUCUUCCACUGACCUAAUCUCUCUUCCAAAGGACUUCUCCAAGUUCAAUUCAAUCUAUAUGUACGAUAUAGUCAUCAAGAACCCCAAUAUCUUCCACGUGCGGGAUAUGUGA